UUUCCCGGAACUUUCGAUUUUUCAUUCAUUUGUCUUCUUUUAAUGCAACAAUAACAAAUAUUUUACUACAAACCAUGGCAGCAAGCGAUAUUACAAAAUUAGAUCUAUAUUCACUCCUUCAAAUAGAUGAAACAGCCACUAAGAAAGAGAUUAUUUCAGCGUACAGAAAAAAAGCUCUGAAAUGCCAUCCUGAUAAAAAUCCAGACAAUGCAAAUGCAGCACUAGAGUUUCAGCAGUUAUCCAAGGCUCUUGAAGUUUUAACCGAUACAUCAGCAAAGGCAGCGUAUGACAAGAUAUGGCGAGCUAAAAAAGCUGCCAUAGUAAGAAAUAAAGAACUUGAUAGUAAACGGAGAAAACUCAAAGAAGACUUAGAAGCCCGAGAAAAUGCCUAUGAGCAACAAAGAGCUAAAGAAGCAGCGUCGUAUAUAAAUUUACAAGCUGAGAUUGAACGUUUACAGAAAGAAGGUUCUAAAUUAUUGGCUGAAGAACAAGAAUAUCUAAACGAACAAAUGAGGCAGGAAAAAAUGAAUGAGGAAGAGUCAAAACCCAAGACAAAUCAAACUUCAUCAGAGCUUCUUCCCCGAUUAAAGAUCAAAUGGAAAUCCAAGAAAGGAGAUAUUUCAAAUGGUGGCUAUACAGCAGAUAUUUUGGAGGAAUUGUUUUCUAAGUAUGGGGAAGUUACUGCCCUGGUUGUAUCAAGUAAGAAAAAUGGCAGUGGAAUUGUGGAGUUCAAGUCCCUGACUAUGGCUCAAAAAGCCUUAUUGUGUGAACAUGGACUUGAGAACAAUCCAUUAACUUUGUCAUGGAUAGAUGCACCACCUCCAUCUACUGUGCCUGAAUGCGAAAAUGAAACAAAAAAGAUGCCUCACAAAAUACCAACUCCGUUGGCUUUCCAGGCUAAUUCUUAUCAAGCUAAUUCUUACCAGCCAAUGACCUCUGAUGAAAGAGCCUUUGAAAGUUUGGUUCUGCGUAAACUUCGACAGGCUGAAGAAAGAAAAAGACUUACUGAACAGAUAAUGAAGGAAGAUGAAGCAGAGACUUAGCUCCGAUCUAAAACAGCUAUUUUUGCUUUGUUCAGGAACAUUCUGAUACAGUAAACAAUUGUUUCUUUGUUUACAUGCCGAUUUGAUAUUUUGUCAAAUGACUUUCUCUUCCGUGAAGAGGCUAAUUAAUCUAAUAAAAUAAUAAUAAUAAAUGUGA
This is a messenger RNA of Octopus bimaculoides (California two-spot octopus), 1200 nucleotides long. RefSeq names its product dnaJ homolog subfamily C member 17. Gene Ontology annotation, cellular component: spliceosomal complex. The record is from RefSeq and is a predicted model, not a curated record. Lineage: Eukaryota; Metazoa; Mollusca; Cephalopoda; Octopoda; Octopodidae. Gene Ontology annotation, biological process: spliceosomal complex disassembly. Gene Ontology annotation, molecular function: RNA binding.